AUGGCCUUACAAUCAACGUAUUCUUAUUGGGCGGGGGGUGCUGCCGCCGGCGGCGGCGGCGGAGCGCCGAACGCGGCCGCCGCAGCGGGGGCUUGGCGGCUUCCCGGCAGGGUACUCGAGUUUGUCUUCUCCUACUUGGACCUCCGGGAGCUACGGAGCUGCGCGUUGGUGUGUAAGCUGUGGUACCGCGUCUUACACGGCGACGAGAACAGCGAGGUGUGGCGCAGCCUGGCGGCUCGCAGCCUCGCCGAGGAGGCGCUACGCACCGACAUCCUCUGCAACGUGCCCACCUACAAGGGCAAGGUACGUGCCUUUCAGCAUGCUUUCAGCACCAAUGAUUGUUCUAGAAAUGUUUAUAUUAAGAAGAAUGGAUUUACUUUGCACCGGAAUCCCAUUGCUCAGAGUACCGAUGGAGCAAGGACCAAGAUUGGCUUCAGUGAAGGCCGUCAUGCUUGGGAAGUCUGGUGGGAAGGUCCUCUUGGCACAGUGGCAGUAAUUGGAAUUGCUACAAAAAGAGCUCCCAUGCAAUGUCAAGGUUAUGUAGCACUCCUGGGGAGUGAUGACCAGAGCUGGGGCUGGAAUUUAGUGGACAAUAAUUUAUUACAUAAUGGAGAAGUCAAUGGCAGCUUUCCACAGUGCAACAAUGCCCCAAAAUAUCAAAUAGGUGAGAGAAUUCGUGUUAUCCUGGAUAUGGAAGACAAGACCUUGGCUUUUGAGAGAGGCUAUGAGUUCUUAGGAGUUGCAUUUCGAGGACUGCCAAAGACAUGUCUGUAUCCAGCAGUGUCUGCUGUAUAUGGCAACACUGAGGUGACGUUAGUUUAUCUAGGAAAACCUUUAGAUGGAUGAUAUUUUUUGUGUUGGGUUUACUUCGUUUUUGUUUUUUUAGCAAGAACAUGAAAAUCAAGUUGACAGUGUGGAGAAAUCUGCAUGUUGGUUAACAGAACAGCAUGAGGAAAAUAUAUGGAUGUGUGCUCAAGAAACCAAAACUUGUGAUAAAAAAGACCAACUGUUCUUAAGAGAGUGCACUGACAUUUCCUUUUUCUGCCGGACCAGAAAAAUUCCUCAGGGGGUUACAGUUGAUUAAACAGGCAGUUAACCACAUGCAUGUUGCAUCAAAUUUUGUACCAAGGGUGGCAAUAUGGAAUCCUGUAUAUACUUAAGGAAUUGUUUAAUAGAAGUAAUUGAGGAAGUUAUCUAAGAUGUGAGAGUAGUGUGUUCUGUGGAAAAGGUUUCCAUUUUAAAAGCGAUUUGUUCCUUUCCAACCUUUAAUCCGGUGUGUUUUACCAAAGGUAAUAAACUUAUUGGAUUUUAAUAUAUUUAGAUGUGCUGAAAAGCACUGAUUCUGGAGAUCAGUUUUCCAGAGUUAUACUGUGCAGCUAUACUGAAGUAUAUUUUAAAAAUUGUACAGAAACUGUAAAAAUUGGAAUGAAAGAAAGGUUUGCUAAGCGGUAUGUAAUUUCUUAAAUGGAAAAACCACUACAUGUCAAAUAUCAAUCUUUGUCUAGGAAUUGGACAAAAUAUAUACAAGUGCAUUUCUGUUUUGUUGUGCAGCAUCUCUUUGGGCAAAAGGAGCAAUGUAUGCUUAUUAUAUAAUGGUUGAGAUUGAUAAAUAGAAUAUGUGUGGAAGGGUAAAAUUCAUUUCUAAUGUAUUUUGAAAAAUUAGGUUUCCAAACUGUUUCCAGAUAGCUGUCAUUUUAAAAUAUAAUUGAAUAGUUAUUUUAAAGUAUUCAAAUCCUUAAAUAAACUGAAAUUUAAACAGGAAUUCCAUCCCUGGUACCCAAGUUUCAGUAUUGGUGGGUUUAAUUUUGUUAAAAUUUACUAUAGAGGCUGAAAAGAUUUUGUGCAAAGUUAAUUAGUUCUAUGCAGUGAAAGUACUUGUGGAUGAUAGAAUGGCUGUCCUUUCUCACAGCAGUUUUCCCCCAGAUUAUACUAGAUCUUUGGCAUUCUCUGGUACCCAUUGGCUACGCAAUUUGUAUCUUUUAACUUUAUAAUUCCACAGGCCAGCCGUUGGUACUAAGUGUUAUUUUGUUCUACUUUAUAAAUCUAUUUAUUUAAGGGUAUUGAUAAAACACUUUCAGUGCAAUCCUAUGCAUAUUUCUUUCAAAAGUAUAUCACAUAUUCAACAAAAAUUUUCCAGGUAUGCAUAGAAUUGUGUCAUUUGGGAGGAAAUAAAUAUUGUUUACAUUAUUUUCUACAUAAUCUGAAAUAUGCAGUCUUGCAGACAUCAGAUAAUUCCUUAGAUAUGUAAAAAAGAAACAUUAUUUUAAGAUAUUUUUAUUUUUGUUCAAGCCGGGAAAGGCUGGUUCAGUUCUAUGGGUGCUGCUAAAUACAAGUUUUAUAUAUAUUUUUAAUAGACUUCUAGCCUAUGGCUAGAAAGUAUGCUUUUACUUUACAAAAUGUUCAGAAUGGUAAUACUUAAGCCAGCAUCUUAGUGCCACUGAUCCCCAGUACUUGGCAGUAGCUAUCGACAUCAUGUUUAUGUUUUCCAGCAUCUGUUCUUGUUGGCUUAACCAGCUUGCUACCUGUCCUUCAUCUUGACAAAUAAAGCUCUGCUGCAAAAGGAAGUAAUAGUUGGUUAUUUGUUCUGGAAUUAUUAUUUGUCUCUUUUCUAUCAGCAUUUUUUUAUGAGGGCACAAGAUAGUGAUGGUGAUAGCAUGAGGCUAAAUAAGAAGAGGCUCCCCAUCUUCAUAAGCUACUGACAAUUAAGAGAGGCAGAAGGAAAUUUUAAAAGGAGAAUGACUUUACUAAGAGAAUUCAGUGUUUGCAUGUUCUGAACUGUUUGCGUUUGGCUCUUUCCUGGAUUUAUCCUUUCAUGCUCAGAUACCACUAAGCUGUGUUUGAAGGCUGCAUGUGUGGAUUAAUGUUUUUAAAAUGUUUGUUCUAUAUAUGUAGUAUGUCACUGAAUAGAACAAGUUCAUUCCUGGUAUGUUUCUACAGCAAAGUCAGAACAAGGCUAAUGAAAUGCCUUUCACCGUCUGGUACUAAGAAAUCAUGAAUGAAGUGGGAAUAAUAUGAGAUUUCCAGAAACAGUGUAUUUAUACAGUGCUAUAAAAUGCAUCACUACGGUAAGUAAGACUCUAUGGCAUGGGCUGAUAUAAAAGUAAAACUUUCCUUAAGUUAACAGUCUCUGUGCAAUCUUGGAUAGAUUUUUCUCUGUUCUUAGAUUCAAAGAAGAGAAUAAUCUAUCAUAUAUAAAAUACUGGUCCUAAGAAUAGUAGUAAGAAAUUUUCUAAGGUUUUAGGGAUGUGCAAAACUCACCAAUUUGGAAAUGGCAUAUUCUGGAGAAUGCCAGAAUGAUCUAUUCCCUUCCAGACCAUGCCCUUCUGGAGGUGGUUUAGUUCUCUGGAUGUCCCAUUCCCAAAUCCUUGAGUUUUGCAUGUUCUUAGAAGUUUCUUCUUCCCUGUUUAUAUAGGAUAACAUUUUUGCAAAUUGUUCCCAUCUGUCCCAAGGAAUUAUUAAUUAACCUAUGUACAUAGAAUUCUUAUAACUUAUUACCUGAAGACCAAUUUCAAGCUGUACAAAAUACUGAAAUAAAU
Molecule: messenger RNA, 3536 nt
Organism: Python bivittatus (Burmese python)
Lineage: Eukaryota; Metazoa; Chordata; Lepidosauria; Squamata; Pythonidae
Gene: FBXO45
Product: F-box protein 45
Biological process (GO): proteasome-mediated ubiquitin-dependent protein catabolic process; synapse assembly involved in innervation
Cellular component (GO): synapse; SCF ubiquitin ligase complex
Molecular function (GO): protein binding
Source: RefSeq, a predicted model, not a curated record